Fukomys damarensis (Damara mole-rat) is the source of this 3008-nucleotide messenger RNA. RefSeq names its product popeye domain containing 3 (gene Popdc3). Gene Ontology annotation, cellular component: sarcolemma. The coding region runs from base 1585 to 2484 and encodes 299 amino acids. The transcript is spliced from 4 exons. Lineage: Eukaryota; Metazoa; Chordata; Mammalia; Rodentia; Bathyergidae. The record is from RefSeq and is a predicted model, not a curated record. Gene Ontology annotation, molecular function: cAMP binding.
GAUGAUACUUCCUGUAUUUUAUGGAUUUGAGUAAACAUACCCAUGUUCACCUAGGUAACACCAAGGAAACUAAGGUCUACACAUUCGCUGAAUCUAUAUCGUUCUGCAUAGUGGAAGCAAAGUAAUAUGGAAUAGAUUGUAAACUUUGGGGAAUAGGCAUAUGUGGUUGGGAUCUUAGUUCCAUUAUAAGCAGAGUAACCUUGAACAACUUCUUAACUUUCUCUCAAUUUCAGUUUUCUCAUCUGUAAAAUGAAGAUAAUAAUACCUUCCUCAUGGGGUUGUUAAAUGAGAUCAUUUUUUAAAUAUGUCUGGCAUAGACUUGAGUGAAUAGACCACCUUGAGGAUAAGUAGGGGGAAAAAAAACAGCAUAAGAAGAUGAGGAUUUAGCAUAUGGAACACAUACUGAAGUUGGGAUUUGAUGCUAAUUAAUGAGUAGAAUAUUGAUGGAAUUUUGAGCUGGUGCGUUGCCUAGCAACCAAAACUUACUCAAUACAACUGGUUACCAGAGUUGUUGUUUUUUAUCAAAGCAGUAAUUAAACUGCUCUUAAGAAGCUCAAGGUUGUAAGCAGACAAAAAGAUUCCCCUGUGACUUCGGGGGUGUGCCAGAGAUUUUGAAAAUAUGUUACCCCAAGUUUUCAUUGUGUGUGUACUGAAAUAUCUUGGAGGUAUGUAUUCUCCUCACUUCUGUUCCCCUGAGGAACAAAAAAUGUCAGAACUUCCUGUGUGGGAGGUGGGGGCUGGAGAAGGCAGACUGCUUGCACUUGUAUCCUCAGGUAUUCAAUCAACAUUCAGCGAGAGCCAGGAGUCAGACACACAAAACUGUUUGUCUUUGCCCCUGCUGCCCUUUAGAAUUUCAGUGUCCAACAGAGGAAUCAGUCAGUGUUAAACAAUAAUAUAGCAAAUUAUCUCAUAAGUGGCUGUCUGUGUCUCCAGCAGAGUUCUAAGCAUUAUGGAUUGAGCAGUUCAAAGAGGCAUAGCAUGUCUCAAAUAUCCACGAUAAGGUUUUUAUUUUCCUGACUAACCAGUCCUGGAGGAAUAGUCUACUUGGUUUCCCAGUGCAUUCAUACUGCCUGAUUCACAGCCCUGAGAGGCAGUUUUGCCUGCUGGUAAGGGUGAGGCUGGGUAGAGGGGGAUUAGAGUUUCCACCCGCCUGGAUGUGACUUAUAACACAUCACUCGUUUACCUUAAUCCAGGGACUUCACCAGUCUGCAUCCUGCUUUUCUCAUUUGUAAGCUGGGCGUGAUGAUUUAGAUUCUGCCUCCUGUGAGCAAUGCAUGUGAUAAAAUCAGAUAAUAAAUGUAAAAGUCCUGAAGAGAUAAGUGCAGUUUCUGAGCUAAUCAUCAGUUUACUACCAGGAUAUAGCAGAAUAUUUGUGGACGAGGUCUAAAUCAGAAGCCGGGAUGAAUGAGCUUGAAAUUAGCAUGGGAUUCUUAGUUUUUCAAGAUCCAUACCCACUGAAACUUUAAUCCCUGCCAACGCUGGCAUCUAGGCUUCCUCUGGUUUUGUGACGAUGGAGAAAAACUCUGAUGAUGGAAAAGCAAAAUCCUUAAUUACUUGUGUCAUAGCAUCUAAAGUCAUUUGAAAAUGAAACCAGACAGUAGUACAGCCAUGGAAAAGAAUUCAAGCCUAUGGAAGAACCUAAUAGAUGAGCACCCAGUCUGUACAAGCUGGAAGCCAGAGGCUGAAGGAGCCAUUUAUCAUCUUGCCAGUAUUUUAUUUGUAGUAGGUUUCAUGGGUGGCAGUGGAUUCUUCGGUCUCCUUUAUGUCUUCAGUUUGCUGGGGCUGGGUUUUCUCUGCUCUGCAGUGUGGGCAUGGGUAGAUGUCUGUGCUGCCGACAUAUUUUCCUGGAAUUUUGUACUGUUUGUCAUCUGCUUCAUGCAAUUUGUUCAUAUUGCAUAUCAAGUUCGCAGCAUAACUUUUGCCCGAGAAUUCCAGGUGCUGUACAGCUCCCUUUUCCAACCCCUGGGGAUCUCUUUGCCUGUCUUCAGAACGAUUGCUCUGAGCUCUGAAGUGGUUACUCUGGAAAAGGAGCAUUGUUAUGCCAUGCAGGGGAAAACCUCCAUUGAUAAACUCUCCCUGCUUGUCUCAGGAAGGAUCAGAGUGACAGUCGAUGGCGAGUUUCUGCACUACAUUUUCCCCUUUCAGUUCCUGGAUUCUCCUGAGUGGGAUUCACUAAGACCCACGGAAGAAGGCAUUUUUCAGGUAACCCUCACAGCAGAAACUGAUUGCCGAUAUGUGUCUUGGAGGAGAAAGAAAUUAUACUUGCUCUUUGCUCAGGACCGUUACAUCUCCCGCCUGUUUUCAGUUUUAAUUGGCAGUGACAUAGCAGAUAAACUCUAUGCCUUGAAUGAUAGGGUAUAUAUUGGGAAAAAAUAUCACUACGACAUUCGGUUACCCAACUACUAUCAUAUGUCAAGUCCAGAAGUGCCCAGAUCACCCCUGACAGAACCAUUUCAGAAUUCCAGGCGAUACUGUAAUAAAUGACAUCAAAAUCUGAAGUUUUAGUACUGUUGUAAAAAAGACUCUUAAUCAUUCCCCCAAAGAAAUAGCAAAAUACAGAAGACUGAGCUCACUGAUAUUUUUGUAAAUCAAAUUCAGAGGCAAGAUGCCAAUGCCAGAUGUUUUAUUCAUCUCAACUGCUGCUUGCGAAUAAAUUUUACAAAUUUUUCUUGUAUUUUUUAGUGUUAUAAUUGGGGAAGGGGGAUGAGUAACUUAAGCAGUUUGCUCUUUUCUACAUCAGAACUGGGAGAAUGAAGUUGCACAUUUUCAGAUAUUUGCUCAGAUUUUCUCAAAUGUAUCAUCUUGUUUGAUAGACUGAGGCACUGCUUCUCAGGAAGCAGCCUGCACUCAGCGUGAGAAUGGAUUGCUAUGGUCUACAUAGGCAUUUCCAGAAUUCACUUUUUUGCUACAACCUCUGAGGAAGGCAAAAUGUAUUACUGUGGUAGGCUGCAAAUAUUUAUUUUACAUGUGAAGUUAUCUGAUAUGACUAAAAUGUAGAAUAAAUACAA